GAAUUAGACUGAAGAGGAAGCGGUAAAUCCACUUUACUGUCAACUCAAUCGCAAUCAACUUACGAAAAUGCCGUUGACUGAUUUUUUCCUAAUAGAACAAGCACUGUGAUUGGUUCAAAUCUUUGUAGAGCACUUGCACCAAAUUCCCCAAAGUUCGAUAUCCAAUACAUGAGGGGCUGUGAUUGGUGGUUUGAAUACCAGCGGAAGUCAUGCGGUGCAGACAUCGAGUUCUUAACAAACGAACAGUUUAAUGUUUGCUUGGACCAUGUCUACUGUACUGUCUUCGUCUAUCUUCUCCAACACUCCAAGGAGUGCUUAUCAAAGUUACUAUCUAUUCAAUAAUGACACAGACAGGGAAACUAUGCGUAGUUCGUCAUCUUCAGAUCCAUUCGAUUCACUGACAAGUGAGUUGUAUGAACAUCUCAGCUCACUAGACAACUCACCGUGUAGUGAGACGUUCAACGAAAACCUACCAUGGUCGAUAGAUGACGAGAUCUCUAGCUUGGCAGCGUCGCUACAAGAUUCCUUACUUCUACAACAGAGAUCGAUUAGAAAAACUCCCAAGAGACCACCUGAUGGGUAUUUAUGUCACUUGUGUUUUUGCAAAGGGCAUUAUAUCAAGGACUGUCCCCAGGCACGACCGAAAGGUGAAGGACUGACCCCUUAUCAGGGUAAAAAACGCUGUUUUGGUGAGUUUAAAUGUCCCCUGUGCAAACGAAAAUGGAUGAGUGGUAAUAGCUGGGCCAACAUGGGGCAACAAUGUGUGAAGUGCUUUAUCAAUGUUUAUCCACACAAACAGCGACCUCUAGAUAAACCUGAUGGCUUAGACGUGUCAGAUCAGACUAAAGAACACCCACAAGAGUUGUGCGAGAAGUGUCAGUUUCUUGGUUACUACUGUCGUAGAGCUCAACAAAGUUAGAUCAAUCAACGAGUUUCAUUCACAGAAACCAGUUAGUUUUGGUGUUUAUAUAUUAAUGAAUCACAGGGUCAAAUAUUGCCUUUUUACACAGAACAAAUCAAACAAACCACGUGAAGUUUGAAAUAUUUGGGAAAUGUUUUGCUGGUUAUGCAGAAUAUGUUAGUGGUUUGCGCCCAAAAUUUUCUUCUUUUCACAAAUUAACGGAAGCUUGGCAAUUCAAACGUUUCUGAAAUAUUCCUAUCUUCCGGUGGUUUUUAUAAUUAUUAUUGGAGCGAGACAUUAAAUAGAAUACAUUAUACAACUCAAUCGCACUGACGAGCAAAGACCAUCCUCGAUGGUAGGACUUCAUGUAACUUAACACAAAAUUUCGACCAGUGACGCAAUACACSAUCUAGAGCAUAUAGUUCUUUGGUAACAAUAGACGUCUGAUGCUUUAACGUCAUCUACUUGAUUUACAUUUUGGAUCAGUUUAUGAAGAAAACAAAAGAAAUCUGUCAUGUCGUCCCAAACAUUUCCUACAAUGCAUUGCGUAUACGGUAUAUAACGCAAAAUCUAUAAUCUGUCAGAGGUCUAUUAAUAGCUUUAUUAUAUCCAGGGCUUCAAGUUACUCUKUUGGCAAAAAUUAACUUGGCGGACGCUCUGAAAUUCAGAUGUGACGUCAUGACCUGUGCUGAAGAGAGUGGCCUGGGGACGAGAUUAAGUAAUUUGCACAGUUGAGUUAAGCUUUUCUUUUGAUUUCACGUGAGACAAAAAAACGUUUCUUCAGUAAGUAAAAUAUAGAACAUGAACGACUUCCUAAUCACCAAGUCUACUUUAGUUACUAACUCUCAAUACAUAGAAGAAACAGCGUCCUUACCAGCAUCUUUACAAUGUUACAAGUUGGUGAGCUUCAGAGCAUAGUUAUGUAAAUGCUCAAAGCUACUGUGCUUGUGUACAGUGUAAUCAGCUGAGCACCAAUGACGGCAUUUCCUAGGGAUAUGAUACUAGUGUUAAUAUAAUAUUAUUUUUGAGAGACUAAUAUGCAAUAGGCCUUUUGUAUGAAACGGUCACAUUGUACUAAAUCUGCCAUAAUGGAUGGCAAAAGAAUGUAAACAACCUCAAAAACAAAAGGAACACAGCCCGUAAAACUUGACUUUUCUUUGUUGUGAGCAUCCCAGUGGGUAUUUUGCCAUCAAGCAUGUUGGAUUUAGUACCAGGUGACCGUUUCAUGUAAAAGUCAUAUUAACUAUUUUCAAGCCGCUAGGGACUGGGAAGAGGAAAGGUUAGCCUUGGCUCUAGCGAAGGCCGCAUCAAGUCAAAAGCCUAAAGCAUGAUUUCCGUCUUAUUUCGUUGAUAUUCGCUAAUUAGUCUCCCGAACGGUUCCCUUAAGAUGGCGCAGGAAUACUUUUGGUUUGUGCAAUCUGCAUCCAAUAAUUUAGAAAAUAUCUGUGGACUAGUCUUAUUCUCUAUUGGAAUGAUAUUCGUUAGUCCAUUAUCUACCAAGUAGGUACAUUAUUAGGUAUGUUGAAGUACCAUAUCUCAUCAUCUGUGAUGAUAUUGUAUAUAUAGUAUAUAUAAUACAGCGGGGUUGGUAUAUUAUUUUWAUGCAUGGAGUAGAUAUUAUAAUUAACUGCUGUGUGUACAUUUUAUACAUUGGGUGCUUAUGUAUAUUAUAGAAUGACAGCUGAGUGGAACAAAUAWACUAACAAAUAAAACAAGUUUGGUUUUA
Messenger RNA from Exaiptasia diaphana, 2627 nucleotides. RefSeq names its product zinc finger CCHC domain-containing protein 24. The record is from RefSeq and is a predicted model, not a curated record. The coding region runs from base 251 to 919 and encodes 222 amino acids. Lineage: Eukaryota; Metazoa; Cnidaria; Anthozoa; Actiniaria; Aiptasiidae. The transcript is spliced from 3 exons.